Molecule: messenger RNA, 2767 nt
Organism: Hipposideros armiger (great roundleaf bat)
Lineage: Eukaryota; Metazoa; Chordata; Mammalia; Chiroptera; Hipposideridae
Gene: SAPCD2
Product: suppressor APC domain containing 2
Exons: 6
Coding region: 113-1300 (395 amino acids)
Source: RefSeq, a predicted model, not a curated record
UUGUCGUGAGACCACUUGCUUGUGCCGGCCGGGUUCUGCGGUCCGGCCGCUGGGGGACAGAGGCAGGGCGCACGCGGGGACCCAGCCCAGCACGAAGCCCGCCGGCGGGCUCAUGACCGGAGCCGCGAUGGCCGAGCCCAGCCGCGGGCUGCCCGCGGCGCCCAGCACCGAGGGACUGCCGCGCGCCUUCCUGCAGAGCCUGCGCACCCUCUUCGAUAUCCUGGACGACCGACGGCGCGGCUACGUGCACCUGCGCGAGAUCGAGUCCCGCUGGCAGGACGCGGACGCGAGCGAGCUUCCCCGCGGUGUGCUCGAGGGCCUGCGCCAGGUGGCUCCAGCCAGCGGCUACCUGACCUUCGAGCGCUUCGUGAGCGGCCUGCGCACCUCGUUGCUGAGCGCAGACGGCGGCCCGCGGGGUCCGGCGCGCGCCCCGGCCCGGGCAGGCGGCCCGACGCGGACAGGGAGCCAGCCGCCGCCGCCGCCGCCGCCACAGCGCCUGGUGUUCGCUCCGGCAGACGAGCCGCGGACGGUUCUGGAGAGAAAACCCUUGCCACUGGGCGCGCGCCCUCCGGCGGCCGGCCCCGGUGGCGCGGCCCGGAGCUUAGAGAAGCUGUGCGGCCCCGCGGAGGCGGCGCCCGGCCUCGCGGAGCCCGAGCGGCCGCAGGGAGCGGCGCUGGAGCGGAGCCCGAGCGCGGACUCUGGUGCAGUGGCCUGCAGGGCCUGGGAGCUAGGUGUGGGGAAUGCCCGGCGGGCCCCCCGUGCCCGAGGGGAACGGCGGAGGCACACCAUCACCAAUGGCGUGGACUGUGACCUGCUGGAGCAGGUGACACAGCUGGAGCAGGAGCAGGAGGUGCUGCUGCAGGGCCUGCGGGUGAUGACGAGGGGCCGCGACUGGUGCCUGCAGCAGCUGCAGCAUGUGCAGGAGCGCCAGCGGCUGGGCCAGAGCAAGACCAGCGCUGACUUUGGGGCUGAGGGGAGCCCCCCUGCACUGGGGCGACUGCUGCCCAAGGUACAGGAGGUGGCCCGGUGCCUGGGUGAGCUGCUGGCUGCGGCCUGUGCCGGCAGGGCUCUGCCCUCAUCCUCCUCAGGGCCCCUGGGCCCCACCCUGGACCCCAGCUGGCAGCAGCAGACCAUUCUUAUGCUGAAAGAGCAGAACCGGCUUCUCACCCAGGAGGUGACCGACAAGAGUGAACGGAUCACGCAGCUGGAGCAGGAGAAAUCUGCCCUCAUCAAGCAGCUGUUUGAGGCCCGUGCUCUCAGCCAGCAGGACACCGGGCCUCUGGACUCCACCUUCAUCUAGCUGGCCCCAGGCACGGACAUGGGCCUCUCAGCCUGGCCUGGCGCCGGCCCUGGGUGGGCACCCCCUUGAUUUCCACCUCCCCUGCUGAAAGCCACCUGGCUGGCCUGAACAUAGCCCUCCCUCCUCUCAAUUGGUCUCCCCCAGAUUCCUCCAGACCCGGGUGGAACUGGCAGGCGGGCUGCCUCCCUCAGGAUGUCCUUUCAUCCUGGCCGGGGGCAGUGGGGGACCAACCUGGGGCAUGGCUCCGUUGUGCAGGCACAGCUUGAAGCUGCUGCUGCCACAGUCAGCAGACAAUGGAGGACCCGCCAUGUUUACCAGAUCUCGGGCUCUCCUGGGCUUGUGGCACAGCUGGCAGGUCGCCUCUCCCACCUGGCGUCUCCAGUCAACAGUGCUGGUCACACCAGGCUGCACUUCCAGUCGCGGCCAGCAGAGGGCGUCGCGUGCGCGCUGAUCAUGGGCCCUGGAGCCCCCACGGUGGCGUCUCAGAUGGGGCUGGGAGUAGGGGGUCCCUGGGUGUGCCGGGAUACCUGAGCCCUGCAGGUGAUUGAGCCUAGGGGGUCAAGGACAUCUUCCCUCAACCCAUGGCGCCAAGGCUAGAGGGCUGUUCACCAAGAGCAGAUGGAGGGGAUGGGGAUGGCUUCAAGGGGGGCUAUCUACCUGUGCCUUGUUCCAGGGGGGCCCCAGGGGAUGCUGGUCAGGGUGCACACCUGGACCAAGGCUGAAGGUUCCUGGAGUGGGGCUGGGAGGACGGCUUGCUUGUGCCCUCCACAGACUUCAGAUCCUAAACCAACUGGGGUUAGCCGUCAUCCCUCCUGGCCAAGACUCACCCCAGACUGAGCCCCACAGAGCAAUCUGAGACCCAGGCUCAGGACCUUGGGCCCACCAGGCAAUCUGGCCAGGGCAGGCUCUGGUCACCGGUGUGGCUCAGGUGGGUGUCAGCCUGGGCCUCCCAGAUAUGCCCAAGGUGCCUUGUGAGCUGAGUCCACUGUGUAGGUCCCCCAGGUGUAGGGACCUGUCACUCUCUCCAUCCCCUACCCCAGCUUCGCCCCAGAUCUGGGCUGGGAGAGAAUACUUCUGCUCCGAAAAUGGCAACUGCAGGAAUCAGGAAGAGAUGGGUGUGUGUGUGGGUCCCCAUUGGGGAUCACUGCCCCCACCCCUGCCAGGCCAGACCUGCUAACAGGUGCCUUGACCCCAAGAGGGGCCCGGUGCCUUCUCCAUGGAGACUUGCACCCUGAGGAUGCAAUGACAUAGGUGGGUUGUGCAGUAGAGGGCUCCAAAUGUGGGGUGUGGGCGUGUAUGGAGCACAGGGACCCCCAUACCUGGAGACGUUGAGUGCACAGCCUCUGGGGACCCCGGAGAGCACCCCAGCCACAGAAGAGGGGUCCUGGGUGCAGGUUAGCUGCUUCCUCCCAGCCCCAGCUCUGUGCUAACCCGCCAGCAUCAACUUGGACAGAACCACACCUUUCA